AACGCGUCGGAGGUGAAUCUGUCGUUGUCGGGCCGUUUCUGUCUUCGUCGGCAGCUCCAUCGUCUUAGCAAUCGGCUGGCUGGCUUGGUUUAGCUUUUCGUUUACUCUUCUCGGCGCUGCUCAGAAAUAUUUCGUGAUCUUUUUAGUGAGCUGUGCUGAAUUUAAGUGACUUUUAAUUGGCGCUUUGUCGCGCAUUGUCAUCGCAUACCAUUUCAGCUUAUUUCGGGUUUUUGAUUUCAACUCGGUUUUUUAUUUCAUUUGUUUUGAUUUUAUGCUUUUGAGUAUGCAUUCGUUGUUAAACAUAUUGUUAAUUUUCCUGCUACGCCCAGCUGGAUUUGUCGCCGCACAACGUGUGCUUGCUUAUGAGCCCGGCAAGUGCGACGUUCAAAUAUCGGAGGUGGUUUUAGGCUUGGCCAAGGCGCUGUUCGGACGUCCAGUAAACGUUGACCAAGCGAGCUUAUUGCAAUUUGAUCUGUACACGCCAUUAAAUCCUCAAAAACGUCAAAUACUGCGCGCCGAAGACAUCAAACGCUUGAAGAAAUCCAACUUCAAUGGCAAGUGGCCAGUUAGAGUCCUCAUACAUGGCUGGACUGGCGGCAGCACAACCUGCUACAAUGCAGCCGUCAAGGAUGCGUAUUUAUCGCGCGGCAAUUACAAUGUCAUCAUCUUGGACUGGAGUCGACAGGCCGUCGAUAUUAACUACCAUCGGGUGUCCACACAGUUGGAGUCCAUAGCCAAGAGCGUGGCGAAAUUACUGCGCUUCCUCCACGACUAUUCGGGUGUGCCCUAUUGGAACAUCUAUCUGGUGGGUCACAGUGCGGGUAGCCACAUCGCUGGGCACACGGGGAAGCUGUUGAAGCCCGCUCAACUGGGCGCAAUCUUUGCCCUGGAUCCUGCGGGACUCACACAACUCUCGCUGGGACCAAUGGAGCGAUUGGCGCCUACGGAUGCCACAUAUGUGGAGUCCAUACAUACCGACUUGGCAUUCUUAGGCAAUCCUUAUGGCAGUCGACUCAGUCACGCCGCCUUCUAUGCCAACUGGGGACGAGGACAACCGCACUGUCCAAAUGCCACGGCCACCGAGUUUGAUAUCGCCUGUGAUCACUUUGCAGCUGUUUAUUAUUUCGCCGAAUCUGUGCGUCAUCCUAAUAUAUUUGGUGCUUUGCGGUGCAAUUCACAGAAGGAUGCUUUAUCAGCGACAUGCACUUGCAAGUCUCACAACCGCAAGGUGCUUCAAUGCCCCGCCGAUACUUUUAUGGGCGGGGAACCGGCUGUGCCCAAAAAGGGCAUCUACUACCUCAGCACGCGACUGCAACCGCCAUUUGGCACCGCCGAUGGUCUGGUUCAUAUGUAUCCACCGAUAAAAACGAAAAUUUACGAGACACGCGAAAGCCGCAGAAACGGUUAAGAUUAAUUAGGUUUUUACACGAAGCGAUCUACCAAAAAAUUAGCUGUAAGCGUAGACUUAAGGUAAGCUCUCCUCCAUUCCCGAUUUAACUCAUUUUCAAAAAAGUAGAACUUUGAUAAAACCUAUUGAAGAUAUUGACCAAUUUGAAUUAUCCUAAUUUAUCCUCCAAAGUUAAAUUAUCUUCAAAAGUUUAAAAAAAAAAAUUUUUUAACGAAUAUUAAGAUUCAAAUUAGUUAAGAGAAAUGAAAGUUUUUAAACCUAGAAUGGGAAAGUGGUCCCCUUAGUCUUAAGUUAAGAUUAGUAUUAAGGUGCUAGGUAACAAUUCAAGGGGUUUUUGUGUGUUUGGCCAGGUAUCAAUUAAAAAUGCCAGCUUGGUUUUCAAGACCAAAUCAAUAAUUUUAUAUCACCUUACACGCUUAAUCUCAGUAAUUUAAUAUGCUUUCUAUUAAGUAUAAACCUGUGAUUAAGUUAAAUUAUUGCUGAAUAAAUUUAAGUAUUGACUCGAGUG
This is a messenger RNA of Drosophila albomicans, 1916 nucleotides long. RefSeq names its product phospholipase A1 VesT1.02 (gene sxe2). The transcript is spliced from 3 exons. Gene Ontology annotation, biological process: lipid metabolic process. NCBI's taxonomy places the organism in Eukaryota, Metazoa, Arthropoda, Insecta, Diptera, Drosophilidae. Gene Ontology annotation, molecular function: lipase activity. The record is from RefSeq and is a predicted model, not a curated record. The coding region runs from base 272 to 1408 and encodes 378 amino acids.